Molecule: messenger RNA, 1524 nt
Organism: Rhodotorula toruloides NP11
Lineage: Eukaryota; Fungi; Basidiomycota; Microbotryomycetes; Sporidiobolales; Sporidiobolaceae
Exons: 9
Coding region: 1-1524 (507 amino acids)
Source: RefSeq, a predicted model, not a curated record
AUGAGUCUGCCCGUCGUACCAGCCGGGCAGAACCCGUUCGCCGUCUACCGAGCCGCGAUAGAGGCUUCCACGAGGUCGACGCCGACCGAUGGCUUCGCCGUGCGACUGGUCGUCCUGUUCGUGCUAUGCGGACUACUUGCGGUUCUCUCGACCAUCUACUGGCUCCUUCUUUAUCGAGAUUGGAAGAGGACGGGACGAGGGAAUCCGACCUGGCUCUUCCGCAUCGUCGAGCGGCCUUCAGGGCGAUACAUUGUCACGAACCUCAAGCUCGCCCUCACUCUCUUUACCGUCGCUGCGAGCGCCCUGUUGCUCGCAUUCAUCGCCGAGACGUACCAGUUCUACGUACGCGGAGGCUUACGAUCCCACGUCGUUACUUUCAAGACCUGGUCCGGCGUGCCGUUAUUUGUCCAAGGCUGGUUGCUGAUCUGGUCGACACUGCAAGCCUCGAUCCUCGCGACCGAGUACACCCAGAAAACUGUGCUCACAGCUCGCCUCGCCAACUCGCUCUUCGUCGGUCUCGGCAUCUUCAUCUCAUGCGCCAUUUCCUGCGCUGCAGUCUAUACGAACGUGGUCGACGCCGCCCUGUGGGACCAGAUCGUCAAGGUGACGACGGCUUUGGGGCGCCUCGAGCUAAGCUGGACUCCCUCGAGCGACACCUUCGGUCCGCUACUCGAACUUGGACCAGAGUUUCGAAGACUCGCGGCCAAGUCGAACUACUUCCGACGGGUUCAGCUCGCCAUUCUCUGCAUCCUCCUAAUCGUACCGCUCAUUUUUCUCGGCGUCAACAUCGCUUCGCUCCGCCUGGCGGGCAUCAUCUCGACGCAUCUGAAGUUCAACGUCGAUCACCUUAAACAGAGGGCCGGCGCAGGUAUCUGCGCGGACGCUAGCUUGACCUUCGACUCGAAUCAGACGUCGGGUUGCGCAAGCCUAUUGGUUCCGAGGCAUCUUUCUCGGCGCCAGCUGGCCGAGCUAUCACACAAUGCCCAGAAUUCGGCGGACAAGCAACGAGUUCGGCAUAUUCAGCGGCUUCAGAAGGUGCAGAAGGAACUGCUGAUAACAUCCUGCCUCGCGCUCGUCAUGAUUCUCAGCAGCAUCGCGUUCUGCAUCUACUCGCUCCAUGCGCUUGCAACUGGGCAUGCACAGAAGCUCCGGUGGGCGACAAAUGAGGCAGAGCUUCUCUACUUGCCGUGGAUCUACUCCAUCACAGUCAAUGCGGUCCUCAUCUCCCUCCUCUACGUACGCUGGGAGGGUCGGUCACUCCACGUCGAGGAGCGCGACGCGAGCUGGCUCGACCACUCACCCGUCGACAGGCGGGCGCUGAGCGGAGGACCUGUGCUGUCUGCGGCAGAGAUGAGCAUGGAGGGACGACACCGCACAACCGUCAUCGAGCUGGAUGGAGGCGGACGUGAGGAGCGGACGGCGGCAGCAGACAAGAACACGGACGGCGCGGUGGACGAGGAGAAGGAGGUCGAGUCGUCGCAUCUCCGGCUCGCCUCGUCUUCAACGUCUUCUGCACGCUCGUAA